This is a messenger RNA of Echinostoma caproni, 651 nucleotides long. NCBI's taxonomy places the organism in Eukaryota, Metazoa, Platyhelminthes, Trematoda, Plagiorchiida, Echinostomatidae. The record is from the annotation of a GenBank genome assembly.
AAUCCCCCACGUUUAGGCAAUUCAGAAGCCAAUUUACAAAGGAUAGCAGCGGUUGAGCGUCUCUUCAGUUUCCCUAAAUUACUUGUCCCGAGACGUGUCCUUGUUGGGGAAGGUGUCUUAACAAAGAUAUGUCGAAGGAAACCAAAGUUGAGGCAUUUUUUCCUAUUUAACGACUUAUUGCUCUACGGACGCAUCAUCGUUCAUCGGAAGGUGGUAUUUUUUAGAAACGGAUUCUCCAUUCUGAGUCCCAAAAAGUCAUUCACGGUAUACUCUAGUACAGCUGAAGAGAAGGCCCAUUGGAUUGCUUACUUACAAAAGUUACUGUGCAUAUCUCAUGUUUCCACUUCCCUUAUCCUUAUAGCUGGCGUUGUUCGAAAUGAACUGGUUAAGCAUUCUCCUGUCUGGAUUCCUGACUGUGAGGCACGCAACUGUAUGGUUUGUGGUGUAACGGAAUUCACCCUAGUCCAUCGACGCGUACGUUUAUUUGGUUUUGGCCCAUCCUUACUUCGGGGUUUUGUAUCUCAAUCCGCUGAAAUUCUAAAUUUUCUUGUUGAUCCUAAGUUCAAACUUUCUUGUCUUUCUCCCAAUGUUCAUACAAAUGGGCAACCAAAAGACAGCAACCAAAACCGGCGCACGAUAGUGCAUGGUUAA